Hyla sarda is the source of this 7188-nucleotide messenger RNA. RefSeq names its product ARFGEF family member 3 (gene ARFGEF3). Gene Ontology annotation, molecular function: guanyl-nucleotide exchange factor activity. NCBI's taxonomy places the organism in Eukaryota, Metazoa, Chordata, Amphibia, Anura, Hylidae. The transcript is spliced from 34 exons. The record is from RefSeq and is a predicted model, not a curated record. Bases 277 to 6780 code for a protein of 2167 amino acids. Gene Ontology annotation, biological process: regulation of ARF protein signal transduction.
UAAAAGCCUAAACGAGGAUUUCCUACUAGGCUAAUAAGCAGAGGGGGAGCUCGGCUCGUCACCCUGAGCCCGGCCCGCCCCCUGCCGUUCAGCCCCGGGAGCAUCAGUCCUGUGUCCGGUGCCACUAUGGAGCCCGGAGAUGAUUCAUCAGCUGUGGAGCCAGGGAUGAUGCUGCGCACUGACACCUCCUAGGAGAGGGGGCUGGGACAUCAGGAAACCCUGCGCUUAUCGUGUCUGCUGCUCAGCAUCACCAUCAGCCCCUCCACAUCAGUAAACAUGGAAGAGAUUCUGAGAAAGCUGCAGAAGGAAGCCACGGGCAACAAGCACAAGGCUAUCAAGGAGAAGUGUGUCGUGGCCAUCGAUGUUUUAGAAGCUCCAGAGGGUGUAGCCAAGAUCCCUCCUUACCAACUAAGGGAAAAAUGUCUUCUGCCCCUUCAACUUGCUUUGGAGUCAAAGAAUAUGAAGUUGGCCCAACACGCACUAGCUGGCAUGCAGAAACUUCUUGCUGACGAUAGAUUUGUAUCCGUGGAAACAGAAUCCGAUGAGCGGCAGCUACUUAACCAAAUGCUGAACGCAGUUAAAGUGACCCCAUCUCUACAUGAAGAUCUGCAAGUGGAAGUUAUGAAAGUUUUACUCUGCAUCACGUAUACAUCUACUUUUGAGCUGAAUGGUAGCUCAGUACUGAAGAUUGCUGAGAUCUGCAUUGAAACCUAUGUUUCAAGCUGUCAUCAACGGAGCAUAAACACGGCUGUACGGGCCACACUCAGCCAGAUGUUAAGUGACUUGACAUUACAAUUGCGCCAAAAGCAGGACAGCCCGAAUAGAGAAAUCCAUGAAGCUCUUUUGGAAUUCCGAAGCCAAGAAUCUGGACCAUCCGUUGAGUCUCUCUGUGAUGAUGUCGUAUCUGUCCUUUCCGUCCUGUGUGACAAGUUGCAAGCGGUUAUUAAUGAGAAUCACCCAUUACAGCUCCUAUAUUUGGAAUGUAUACUCUCAAUGCUGAACAGCUCAUCUCCCACAAUGCACAAACACAAAGGCUUUAUGGACUUAAUAUGGAAGCAUCUCUGUCCAGCACUUGUAGUGAUCCUUGGAAAUCCAGUCCAUGACAAAACAAUAACCUCUGCCCAUAAUAACACUGUUGUUGAUUCAGAAUGUCAGUCCACUGGAGUCGCGGACCAGGGACGGGGAUCGGCAUGUUCUUCUACAGCACCAGCUCUGAGUGGACCAGUUGCCAGAACCAUUUAUUACAUUGCAGCAGAGUUAGUUCGUCUUAUGGGCUCUGUUGAAUCUAUGAGACCUGUUCUGCAAUCGCUGUACCACCGUAUUCUACUGUAUGCCCCACCACAGAAUCGCGUGGAAGCUAUCAAAAUCAUGAAGGAGAUACUUAGCAGUCCACAGAGACUUUUUGAUCUUGCUGGGCCAUGCACUUCUGAAACAGAAACCAGGAAAAGGUCCAUAUCAAAGAGGAAGUCACAUCUGGACCUGCUAAAGCUGAUCAUGGAUGGGAUGGCUGAAGCCUGUAUCAAAGGAGGCAUUGAAGCUUGUUAUGCCUCCGUUUCAUGUGUCUGUGCACUGCUUGGAGCUUUAGAUGAAAUGAGUCAAGGGAAAGGUCUUAAAGACGCUCAGGUCCAGCAUCUCCUGAGACAUCUUGAGGAGCUGAGAGAUGGAGUAGAAUCUAGCCGGGAAUCCAUGGAAAUCAAUGAGGCAGAUUUCAGGUGGCAAAGACGCAUUCUGUCAUCUGAACAUACCCCAUGGGAGCUGGGAACAGAAAAGAGUCCUGACAUAAGCAUCAGCGUCACCACAGAUACUGGACAAACCACCUUAGAAGGGGAUUUAGGACAAACUACCCCAGAAGAUAACGUGGAUGGUCAAGGAAAUAAUGUACAGUCCCCAAUUCUCAGAGAUAAUAGGAAUAAAGAUUCAGAGCUGGAUGUUGUAGACCAACCAGAUGUUGUUCAAAGGAGCCAUGUUACUGUUUAUCCUGACAUAACAAAUUUCUUGUCGGUUGACAGCAGGACCAGAUCUUAUGGUUCACGGUACAGUGAGAGUAACUUUAGUGUCGAUGAGCAGGAUCUGUCUAGGACCGAGUUUGAUUCAUGCGAUCAAUAUUCCAUGGCAGCAGAAAAGGAUUCGGGUAGAUCUGAUGUCUCUGACAUUGGUUCUGAUAACUGCUCCCUGGCAGAUGAAGACCAGACUCCCAGAGACUGUCCCGGCCAUAGGUCAUUGAGAACUGCUGCUUUAUCCCUAAAACUGCUAAAAAACCAGGAGGCAGAUCAGCACAGUGCAAGGCUGUUUGUACAGUCCCUUGAAGGCCUUAUCCCACGACUCCUGACACUGCAAAGAAUGGAGGAAGUGGAUUCCACCUUGCAGAAUUUUGCUUCAACGUUUUGUUCAAGUUUGCAAGCUGGUGUGAUGCAUUCACCUGGCUUUGAAAGUAAUGGUGGAACGUGCGCCCAGUCCCUUCUGAAUGCAGACAGUUUAUAUGUUGCAUCCUACUAUACUCUGCUGAUGAACCUUAAACUUGCCAACAGCGAUUAUUACAGGAAGAAAACCGCUUUGGCCCCUGUGACACUAAAAGAAUUUAUAAAGCAGGUUCAGUCCAGCGGUGUGAUAAUAGUGUUCUCCCAGGCUUGGAUCGAGGAACUGUAUCACCAAAUCCUGGACAGAAACAUGCUUGGAGAGUCUGGAUUCUGGGGGACCCCUGAGGGACAAUGUCUACCCCUUAUUACUAUGCUUAUAAAUAUCGAUGGUUUGGGGAGCAGUGCCAUUGGUGGACAACUGCAAACCAUGUCAACACAAUCUCCCCUUCCUGCUGACAAGAAUAUGGACCCAACGACUGUGGCAGGUAUUGCUUUUGCACGGUUUAUUCUUAUUGGAUGUUGGAAGAAUUUAAUAGACACCCUGUCUGCUCCUCUGACUGGACGUAUGGCAGGAAGCUCCAAAGGAUUGUCAUUUAUUUUGGGUGCAGAAGGUGUGAAGGAGCAAAAUCAGAAAGAGAGAGAUUCUAUUUGUAUGAGUUUGGAUGGUCUUAGGAAAGCUGCUCGUCUCAGCUGCGCUUUAGGAGUGGCCGCUAACUGUGCAUCGGCUUUAGCUCAGAUGGCUGCCGCAUCCUGUGUGCAAGAAGAGAAGGAGGACAAAGAAAAUCCAGAGCAAAAUGACACCAUAUCGCAAGUUAAGCAGAAAGUAGAGCAAAAACUGGAGCAGAUGGGUAAACAUGGGGGAUAUCGACUUCAUAAUGCCCAUGUUCUGUGUAUGGAUGCCAUACUCAAUGUCGGUCUGGAGAUAGGAAGUCACAAUCAAGAUUGCUGGCUGCAUGUGUUUAGGGUGUGUGAAUAUAUAAGCACAUUGGAGCACACGCACUUCAGUGAGGGGACAUCGCAGCUACCGCUGACCAUCACUCAGUCCUCAGACCCGCAUGGCCUCUCAACUGACUUCUCCCAAGGACAGACUAAAGAACUAGAGGCAUCAUUCGGGAAGAGUCCCAUCAUCCAGCCGGUCCCAAUCCAAGAGCUCAUAAAGGAGGGCAACAAGGGCUGGGCAUUUGACUUCCGUGGAAAUUCCUUGAUGACCCCCAGCAAUGCUGCUAAAGCUGUCUGUACACUGUCCACGCAAGCAGACAAACUAUUUGAAGGUGCUGCAGACAAGCUCAAUCUGGUGGCUCUGAGUGGAUUCCUAUACCAGCUGAAGAAGGCAUCCCAGGCUCAGCUUUUUCAUUCAGUCACUGAUACAGUGGAUUAUUCCCUGGCAAUGCCAGGUGAGGUUAAAUCUACUCAGGACAAAAGAAGCGCCCUCCAUCUUUUCCGCCUUGGCGAUGUCAUGUUACGCAUCGUUCGCAGCAAAUCUCGUCCUCUGCUCCAUAUUAUUCGGUGUUGGAGUAUAGUUGCCCCUCAUUUUGUAGAGGCAGCCUGUCACAAAGAAAGGCGUGUUUCUAAGAAAGCCGUCUCCUUCAUCCACGACAUUAUGACCGAGGUUCUGAGUGACUGGAACGAGCCGCCACACUUCCACUUUAAUGAAGCCCUUUUCCGUCCUUUUGAGCGCAUCAUGCAGCUAGAGUUAUGUGACGAAGAUGUCCAAGACCAGGUUGUCACAUCAAUUGGUGAGCUGGUAGAAGUGUGCUCUCCUCGGAUCCAGUCAGGAUGGAGACCACUGUUUAGUGCCCUGGAAACCGUACAUAGCAGCAAGUCUGAUAUUAAAGAAUAUCUUGUUGGAGAGUACUCUAUGGGAAAACGCCAGGCCCCAGUGUUCGAUGUAUUUGAAGCUUUCCUGAACACCGACAAUAUUCAAGUCUUUGCCAAUGCAGCCACUGAUUACAUUAUGUGCCUUAUGAAAUUUGUCAAAGGAUUAGGUGAAAAUGAUUGCAGAGAAAUUGGAGAUUGUGUACUGUCAUCUGCCUCAUCAUCUACAGACCUUUGUCUACCAGCAUUGGAUUAUUUAAGAAAGUGUUCUCAGCUACUGGCUAAAAUCUACAAGAUGCCUAUGAAACCAAUCUUCUUGUGUGGGCGCCUGAACAGUUUGCCUCGCCGAGUUCAAGAAAGAUCAGCAAGCAGUGAAGAUGGCAUUGAUGCUGUAUUAUCCGAGUUUGAUGAUGACACUGGAAUUAUUGACGUAUGGAUAAACCUUUUAGAACAACUUACAGCUGCUGUUUCGAAUUGCCCUCGCCAGCACCAACCACCCACUCUGGAUUUACUCUUUGAGUUAUUAAGGGAAGUUGCCAAAGUGCCAGGCCCUGGCUUUGCUAUCUAUGCAGUUGUACAUCUGCUAUUACCGGUCAUGUCCAUGUGGCUGGGUCGCAGCCAGGGUGAUCACGUAUAUUGGGACGCAGCUUCUGCAAAUUUCAAACACGCUAUUGGCUUAUCUUGUGAGCUAGUGGUUGAACACAUUCAAAGCUUCAUAAACUCAGACAUUGGAUAUGAGAAUAUGAUUAACACAAUGCUAAAAGAAUUAUUUAAGCUGCUUGUAUCAUGUGUGGCUGAACCCACUGAAACCAUCUCUCGAGUAGGCUGUUCCUGCAUUAGAUAUGUAUUGGUAACUGCAGGGCCAGUCUUUACAGAGGAGAUGUGGAGAUUGGCAUGCUGUGCUUUGCAAGAUGCGUUUUCUGCUACGUUAGAACCAAUGAAGAAUCUAUUAGGUUAUUUCCAUAGUGGGUCGGAAAGUUUUUCUGGAGACGCCUGUGAAGUGAAGGUGGCAGCACCAUCUUUAUCUCCCAAUGCAGAAGCUGAAUACUGGAGAAUCCGGGCUAUGACACAACAGGUCUUCAUGCUGGAUGCCCAGUGCUCACCAAAGACCCCAAACAAUAAGGAAGGCUUUGAGCAUGCUCAGUCAUGUGUGCUUAUCAUUGAGCUGCCUCCAGAUGAGAAGCCCAAUGGGCACACACAGAAAAGUAUUCCAUUUAGGACCAUCGUAGUCAGUUUGCUUUCUCAUCAAGUUCUGCUUCAAAACCUAUACGACAUUUUGUUGGAGGAGUUUGUAAAAUGCCCUGCGGUGACUGAGGAUAAAUCGGUCCCUCCUCCCGAAACUAAAACUGUUGGAUUUCUGAGAUACGUUUCAAUGCAAAACUUGGCUGUUAUUUUUGACUUGUUGUUGGACUCCUAUAGGACAGCCAGGGAAUUUGAUGCCCGUCCCGGUUUGAAAUGCUUGCUCAUGAAAGUUUCUGGCAUUGGUGGAGCAGCAAAUCUAUAUCGACAAUCGGCAAUGAGCUUUAACAUCUACUUCCAGGCUUUGAUUUGUGCCUUGCUGACCAAUCAGGACAACAUCACUGCUGAGGUUGUCAAGAAAAUCCUUUUUGAAGAAGAUGAACAUAGUACAGAUUCCUCCCAGCAGUGUUCAUCAGAGGAUGAAGAUAUAUUUGAAGAAACUGCUCAAGUCAGUCCUCCAAGAGGGAAGGAAAAACGGCAAUGGAGGGCUCGAGUCCCAUCUCUGAGUGUUCAGCCGGUCAGUAAUGCCGAUUGGGCUUGGUUGGUUAAAAGGCUUCACAAGCUCUGCAUGGAACUUUGUAAUAACUACAUUCAAAUGCAUCUGGACCUGGAGAAUAAUGACGAUCACCCAGGUAUUAGGGGAGAUCCUUUCUUUAUCCUACCAUCAUUUCAGUCAGAAACCUCAACACCAUCAACUGGAGGUAUUUCGGGAAAGGAAACACCAUCCGAAGAUGACAGAUAUCUAAAUAAGGAGCACCCUAUUGAUAAUGUAACACCAAGAGGUUUUGCUGCAUCAAUGCCACAAAGUCCCAAGCUAGAGAAAAGAGAUCAGGGCAAAAAGAAAGAAUGGUGGGAGAAUGCUGGCAAUAAAAUCUAUACCAUAGCCACUGAUAAAACAAUAGCAAAACUCAUGACCGAAUACAAGAAGAGAAAGCAGCAACAUAACCUGACUACAUUUGUUAAAGAUACAAAGUUGGAUAAAAAAGGAGAAAUGUUAUCUUCUAGAGGGCAGGAUUCACCUAUGCCACAAAGGCCCCAACAUCUUGUUGACCAGACUCAGAUGAGACACUCUUUCAGUGCUGGCCCUGAGAUUUUGAGACAGGAGAAGAGAUCUCGCUCUGGGUCCACUGUUAGCACAUUCAAUAUUUCAACAAGAGAUGCAGAAGCUCAAAUACAGGCAUGGACCAACAUGGUGUUGACAAUACUAAACCAAAUUCAGAUCUUACCGGACCAGAUGUUUGCUGCUUUGCAGCCUGCGGUGUUUCCUUGCAUCAGCCAGCUGACAUGUCAUGUGAACGACAUACGUGUGCGUCAAGCUGUCAGGGAAUGGUUGGGUAGGGUCGGGAGAAUUUAUGACAUCAUUUUAUAAGUUUAUGGUGGCACUAUGAUUUUUACAUAUCAAAUUCUCAUUUCAAAAUCUAUCCUAAAUAAGGUUUAUUACAUUUUGUAAGUAGGAUAUUUCAUGGGUAUUUACAGUUCUGAAAUAUUUUGCCUAUCCUGCUACAUUUAUAACUCGGUCAUUUCUAAGAAUGUAUAAUACUUGUAUUAUUUUCUGUAUGUAUGUAGUCAUGACACCACAAUAUUGGUUAUAGCCUACCGAAAACAACACUAGACCUGACAAAAAGGAACUUAUUCAUAUCAUUUCUGACUGAGCUUUCUGGUUUUCCUAGUAGCACAAGUAACCAAAGCCCUGCAGUGCCAGGUUGGCAUUGAGCUAAUAGAAUGGCUGGAUUAAAGGGGUAAUCCACUGGCCAGCGUUCGGAACUAAAUCCGAAUG